AUGCGACUUAACCCCACAAAAUGCGCCUUCGGUGUCACCUCCGGGAAAUUCCUCGAGUUCAUCAUACACGAAAGAGGGAUUGAUGCCAACCCGGUGAAGGUCCAGGCAAUCAUCGACAUGCAAUCACCCCGGACGAUCAAAGACCUGCAGCGACUUAACGGAAGGCUUGUUGCCAUGUCUCGCUUUCUCGCCCGGUCGGGCGAUCGCUGCCUCCCCUUCUUUAGGGCGCUCAAAAACCCGAAAAGCUUCCAGUGGACGACGGAGUGCGAGGAAGCUUUCAAACAAACGAAACAACACUUGGCCAACCUCCCCCGACUCGCCUCUGUUUCUCCCGGGGAAAAGCUAGGCCUCUACCUAGCGGCCUCCCCCCAUGCAGUCAGUUCCGUCCUGAUCAAAGAAAGCUCUGGCGAACAACUUCUGAUCUACUAUGUCAGCCACAUCCUAAGCGGACCCGGGGGGCGUUACCCGCCGAUAGAGAAACUCGCGCUUGCCCUGGUGCUGUCAGCUCGGAAGUUGCACCCCUACUUCCAGGCCCACCCGGUGGAGGUCAUCACCGACCAACCCCUUCGGCAGGCCCAGGCGGUAGCCGACUUCAUCACGGAGCUAACUCAGGUGGCAGAUGGGGAUCUCAAGCAACCUCCCGAGGCUUGGAUCCUACACGUGGACGGCUCGGCCAGCUCAAAGGGUGCUGGCGCGGGACUGGUUCUUCUUGCCCCCGACGAUCGCUUGUUCGAGCGCUCCCUCCGCUUCGGGUUUAAAGCCACUAACAACGAAGCGGAAUAUGAGGCGCUCCUAGCAGGACUCAAGUUGGCCCUCGAGAUGCAGGUGGCUGCUAUACACGUCCUCACUGACUCGCAGCUUGUGGUCGAGCAGCUCAGCGGUGGAUACGAGGCUCGGGACCCAACCAUGGCGAAAUACCUGGCACGGGUAAGGGACCUGGCUGCUAAGUUCCCUUAUUUCACAUUGUCCAAUGUUCCAAGGGAGGAGAACGAGCGGGCCGAUGCGCUGGCUAAGCUGGCGUCGAAACCGACCUACGAAGCAUGGCCAGAGGUCGAGGAGCUUCCUGCCCGCCCCAUCGAAGUAGCGACUACAGUCCCCGGUAGUGCGCCGAUCACAUGGGUGCAGGAGCUGCUACGCUUCAAGCAGGAUGGGACCCUUCCCCACGAUGAAGUUGCGGCUCGGCGUCUGCGUCGUACACACGCGUGGUACACUGAAGAGAGUGGCCGGCUUUAUAGGCGGUCCUUCACCUACCCCCUCCUACGAUGCUUGGAACCCGACGAGGCCCAGACGGUCCUGGCCGAGAUCCACGAGGGAGUCUGCGAAGAACACAACGACGGGCGAACCUUGGCACACAAAAUACUUCGCCAUGGUUACUACUGGCCGACCAUGUGCCGGGACACGAAAGCUUAA
Molecule: messenger RNA, 1410 nt
Organism: Musa acuminata AAA Group (dessert banana)
Lineage: Eukaryota; Viridiplantae; Streptophyta; Magnoliopsida; Zingiberales; Musaceae
Exons: 2
Coding region: 1-1410 (469 amino acids)
Molecular function (GO): RNA-DNA hybrid ribonuclease activity; nucleic acid binding
Source: RefSeq, a predicted model, not a curated record